This is a messenger RNA of Myzus persicae (green peach aphid), 1553 nucleotides long. RefSeq lists its product as uncharacterized. NCBI's taxonomy places the organism in Eukaryota, Metazoa, Arthropoda, Insecta, Hemiptera, Aphididae. The record is from RefSeq and is a predicted model, not a curated record. Gene Ontology annotation, biological process: sleep; regulation of synaptic transmission, cholinergic; positive regulation of voltage-gated potassium channel activity. Bases 169 to 702 code for a protein of 177 amino acids. The transcript has 3 exons.
CUGUGAGAGUCAGUUAUAACCAUUUUCAGUUUGCAGACACUUGUCCGUUCGUACCCACGACAACAACUAUAAUAUCAGUGGUCAAUUUAAACAUUAUUGUUUGUAACGUAGAUAUCUGAAUAAUUGAGUUUAAAUAAUAUUUAUCCAAAGAGAAAAAAAAAUCACAAUAUGAAACUAACUGCAUCGAUAUCGUUAUGUUUAAUCGCUCUGUUUGGAUCGAGCGCUGGUCUAAAAUGCUACACCUGUGGAUGGUGGAACAAAAAUUGUGGUGAUCCAUUCUUGAAAGAUGAUAGUAUUUUAGUUGAAUGUAAUACUAGAGCGAUUAAUGAUUUCAACCAUGAACUAGGAAACACCCUAAAUACAGCCAGUAAUGCUCUACAAAAUUUCGCAAAUCAGGUCGGUUUCAACAUCAAUCAAAACAACAAUUUCAAUUUGCCCACCAUCAGUGAAGAUUCAGUUGGAUGCUCCAAAGUAGUGCUUACACAUGGAGAAGAUAUUGUACGAGUGGCUCGAGGAUGCGUUUAUCACAAAGCAGACUUGUGCAAGGGAAUGCAAAGACUCGACGACGAGCUGAAAACCCUCAAAUACUGUGGUUCUUGCGACGACGACGGAUGUAACGGUUCUAGGUCGUUGAAGUCUUCAGCAGCGGCGAUAAGUCUGACCACGAUGGUCACGUGUCUGUUCUACAGUCUACAUCAUUAAUAUCGGAAUAGAAACCCGAACGCAAUACUGUUUUCACAAAAGUUGAAAAGUGUACCUGAAACUAUGUUCUGUUAUUGUUCCAAACUGUUAGCUUAUUCAACCAAAUAAUAUUAUAUAUUGUAAUGCAUGCGUACGCGAGGAAAUGUUUUCUUUAAUUUUUACGCGUCGCAUUAUUGUUUUAAAGAAUAUGUUUACAUAUAUUAUUGAAACGUAACACAUAUAAUUAUUGAGUGUUUUGGUUUUCUACAUAACCUGUGGGUAAAUUAUUUAUAUUGGUACAGGAUUUCAUUGUUUCUCAAUUGUUUCUACACUCAAUAUGAAAUAAUAUUAUAUUGUAUUAAAAAUAGUUACAUAAGUAUAACUGUAUAAGUAGUAAUGUAGUAUACGUUAUACUGUAUAACACUGUAUACCUACUUGUCGAAUUCGCUAAUGUGUGUAAGCGGUUACCGACGAAAUUACGAUUAUAUAAAACUAUUACUGCACAAACUCAAUUGUUUAGUCCAUUUAUUAAUGUUAAUCAAAUAUAAAGUGAUAAGUAAGAAUAUUAAGUAUUAUGGUGAAUGUUAAUAUUUUGAAUUCAUAAGUCAUAACAGUUAUAUUUAACGAGGUUUCAUGUACAACUUUUUCAAAAAAUUAUCAAAUCCCCGAGAAAAGGUUCGGGGGUGUCUGAUCAUUAUUUAUACCCUUCCACAACGGUAGGACGAUUAUACAUUUUACUGAUCUUUGCUGAUUUUUAUGUACUUACCAAAAUUUAAAUUAUACCAGAACAAUUUUAUACCGGAAAAGAAUAUGUAAAAUCAACUGCUAUUACAUUUUUGGAUCUGUUCAAAUAAAAGUUAACUCCAUCGAAA